Messenger RNA from Pantherophis guttatus, 2328 nucleotides. Its product is annotated as mas-related G protein-coupled receptor member H-like. Lineage: Eukaryota; Metazoa; Chordata; Lepidosauria; Squamata; Colubridae. Gene Ontology annotation, molecular function: G protein-coupled receptor activity. Gene Ontology annotation, biological process: G protein-coupled receptor signaling pathway. The record is from RefSeq and is a predicted model, not a curated record. Gene Ontology annotation, cellular component: plasma membrane.
UCUUCUGAAGUCAGCGUUGAGUUAGGAAGAAAAGCCUUGACAUCUAGAAGAAAACCUUACGGUGAUCUAGAAGGAGACCUUUUUCUAGUAAUCUUCUUCAAAGAGAAGGAGUACCUGCAGGCAUAGAAGGAAGAGAAAAGACUGGAGCAGAAUGGAUAUAUCAUCCCCUUCUCCUUUCGCUUUCUUACCACAAAUCAAUGCAACAUCCACUGGCAAAAACAGAACCUGUUACGAUUCCGGCAUAAAUGAAGAAGUGCUUAUUUUUGCAAUCUUCACUGCGCUUUUUUGUGUGUUGGGAAUGUUGGGCAACGGCCUCGUGAUCUGGCUGCUGGGCUCCUCCGUGAAGAGGAACACUUUUGCCAUUUAUAUUAUCAACCUCUCUGUUGCGGACUUUGGUUUCCUCACCUUUGAGCUGAUUAUCGAAAUCCACUGGUUUUUUACACAUUUGUACUGUGACUUUCCCUAUGAACUCUUCCAAACGGGCUUGCUGUUAAUGUACAGUACGGGGCAAUUUCUCCUGACCGUCAUCAGCAUCGACAGGUGUGUUUCGGUCCUUUUCCCAAUUUGGUAUCGAUGCCACCGGCCGCUGCACAUGUUCACUACUGUGUGUGCUGUCAUCUGGGCCAUUUCCUUCAUCCUCUCUUCCAUUCAUUUUACAAUUAUAGCAGUUGAUGGAUUUGGAAACAGUUUUACCCUGAUGUAUCAGUUCAUCGUUAACGCUGUGCUUUGUCUCCCACUUAUGACCAUCUCCAGUGUCACUUUGUUUAUCAAAAUCUGCUUUAUAUCCAAAAGCCAAAGACGGAGGCAGCUUUUGACAGCUAUUUUGCUCACGCUUUUCUUCUUCUUAGUCUUGGCUUUUCCGCUAAAUGCCUUUUAUUUUAUCCUAUAUGUUUUCAAAUAUAUACAUCCCAACCUUGUACAUUAUGGCUACUUAUGUACCUGCAUCAACAGCGGCAUUAACCCCGUCAUCUAUUACCUGGUGGGGAGACAGAGGGGUAAAUCCAGGAAAGGCAUCAAAGACUUGUUCCAGAAGGUUUUCAAGGAGGAGGAACUCUCUACUGAUGAACUGGAGACAUCGGAAGGUUCCAAGAUCUGAAUGCUUUACUUUCACUCUUCUCAAUCAAAAGAUGCCUUUGUUUCUUUCCAAGCAAGCCCGAAAACUGGUCUUUAUGCUGAUUAAUUUCUGCAUGUAUCCAGAAUCCGUGCAGAUAAUUAUCUUUGUGGAAAACAAAAUAUUUCUCAAGUUGGACUAUGUAACAUAUGUAACAGUAGCAGAAUUGGAAGGGACCUUGGAGGUCAUCUACUCUAGCUGACGCAGGAGAUCUGGGAUUCGAACCACCGAACCGCCGACCUUUCUGAUCGACAAGCUCAGUGUUUUAGCCUCUGAGCCACCUAAUCUAUUUACCAAGUAUUAUCUGAAGACUAAUUAACUUGCUCUAAUUCAGCCUUGCCCAACUGGAGUGGCCUCCAAUUCUGCGUGUUUGAACUUCAGUGUCUAGAUGGUAGGAUCAUUGCUGAGAAUUUUCAAAGUUGACAUUCGCACCUUUGGAAGGUGUCCAUUGGAAGGAUCCAAAAUCUGAACUCUUUCAUUUCACCAUUCAUUUCUUUCCAAGCAAGCCCAUGAUUUCCUCUUUUUUUAUUUAAAAGAAACUGCUCUGUAUUCUGGAUCAUUUGUGCAAGAAUCCCCAAUUUGUACAGACAAUUAUCUUUGUGGAAUCUCAAAACAUUUUUCAAACAACCUCUUUAACUAAUAUCUACCACCUGAAGAUUAAUUAGCUUGCUUGAGUUCAGCCUUUCCCAACUUGAGUGGCCUCCAAUUCUGUGUGGUUGAACUUCAGCAUCUUAGCCAGUAGGACAAGUGUUGAGAAUUUUCAACGUUGACAUUCACACCUUUGGAAGGUGUCCAUCAUAGAAAGGUGAAGCCAAGGAAGCACAAAUGCCACUUUUAAAAUGUCCCAAGUUGUAUCAGGUACAUGACCAAUGAUGAAGGGUAAUGGAACUGUAGCUCUACACUACCUGGAGAAUCCUAAAUCUGUAUCUCCAUGAGACCAGGAUUCAUCAACUCAAUUGUAUCAAGGGUGGACAAAUGUUACAACAAGAACAUCACGUGAAAACAUUUGUGGCUGAUUCCAGAAGAAAAGAAUCAGAGAAAGACUGAAACUAUUUCAAGUGGCAAUAUCUACAAACUGAUCUCUCUUCUUAUACAUAUAUAUAUAUACAUACAUACAUACAUACAUACAUACAUACAUACAUACAUAUGUGUGUGUGUGUGUGUACAGUUAAUACUUACAUAGUAUUUACUUACUUACAUAAUAAUACUUACAUAAU